UUCCAGUCGCGUGUUACUUUACCCUAUUUGCUCGCCAGUUGUUUUAACCUAUUUAAUGUCCAUUCAGAUCUCGAUCAAAGACAUAUCCUAAUUAUUGAAAUCGACUCUCCCUACCUCAAACAUAAACCAUUAGAUCACCAAGUGUUUUGCCCUUCAUAAUUGAUUUGCAAAGAUUAUUAGUUGAUUCUCAUAUUCCUUCACUCAUAUUAGUUGCGAUUUUACUCACUCCAUUGCUUUCCCUUUGAUUAGGUCUUUCUUACUACCUCAUUUUAACUGUUUUCUGAAUUGGAUUGCAAAGGAGAGUAACAAAGUCACGUGGUUACUUCUCUCAAUCGUUUGCAUCGUCCGAUCUCAAAUCAAACGUCGUAAUUAAUUACAGCGUCAAACUACAUGGAUUUCUACAAGAUGAGAUCCAAAUCCCAAAAGAUGGGGAAGUGGAAGAUGACAAGUUUUGGUUCUUCAAGUGGGAAUCAAUAUCACUCUCCAAAUCCAUCAUUUGGCAGAAAUUUGACUCAGGAUCAACUAGGAGGUGUUGUAUUUGGGACCAAGAACUGCACUAUUAAAGAGUGUUUAACCAAACAACUCUUUGGCUUGCCUACCGUCCACUUCUCCUAUGUUAAGAAUAUUCGACCUGGGUUGCCUCUUUUUCUGUUUAACUACAGUGAUAGGACGCUUCAUGGAAUUUUUGAGGCGGCUAGUCCGGGAAGACUGUCAAUAGACCGUUAUGCAUGGACUGGUGAUGGUGCAAAAGUGACACCGUUUCCAGCCCAGGUGCAAACCAUAGUUCGAGUGCAUUGCCGGCCUUUGACAGAAGAUAGAUUCAGACCAGCCAUUGCUGACAACUAUUUUGUUCAUAACCAUUUUUGGUUUGAGCUGGACCAUGCACAAACAAACCAAUUGAUUGCCUUAAUGAAACCCUUGGAAAUUCCCCGUGCUAUUUCUAUCCCACAAAAUACAACAAUUGCUCCUGCUUAUUCUGUCCCACAGAAUACUAAUCAGGCAGCUGUAUCCCGAUCUCUUCCAUGGCAUGAUCCUUCUUGGAAAGAUAAAGCAUUUAAGAGACCAGAAUCAGAGUCACAAUUGCACCGUUCUACCCACUCGAGCAUGAAAUCAUUUUCCAACGAAAGUGAUCUGUUAGAUGAAUGCUUUCAGCCAUUGGAUACACAUUCAAUUGAUAGGGAGGAAGCUACCCAGGAUGAGAAGGAUGGAUGGAUGAAGCUAAAGGAAUUGGUUGUUGCUCAUGAAAAUGAAAAAUUUUCUUGGGAAAACCAUGUAAGCGGUACUUAUGCAACUGAGAAUUGUCCCGAAGGAAGAAAUGAGAAUUGGUCCAAGGGAAGGAAUGAGAAUUGGACCGAAGGAAGGAACGAGAAUUGGCUGCCCUUAGGAAAGAAUUCAGAGGAGAAUCCUAGUCCUCCAUUAGAGGAGGAGAGUCCUAGUUCUCAAUCUGAGAAGGAGGAGAAUUCUAGCUCUCCGUUGGAGGAGAAUCCUAGUUCUUCAUCUGAGAAGGAGGAGAAUAUCAGUUCUCCAUUAGAGCAUCAAUACGACACAGCUCAGUUGGUGCGAGAGAUCAAAGAACUGAUGGAUUUCAAAAAAACUCACGCUGAAAGGAGUAACUACCUGGAGCAGAAACUGAGAGAGGCAGAAUUGGAGAUCCAGCUUCUAAAAGAUCGUUGUACCCUGUUGGAAUCUACACAUAGUACUCCUUUGACACAUGUUGAGGAGACAAUACUAAGCCCUUCUGCUGAGGAGACAAUAAUAAGUCCAUCUGCUGAGCUUCUUUUAGAUGCCAAAGAUUCAUUGUAUUUAAUAGGCGGCUGUGAUGGAGAAGCAUCAUUAGCUGCGAUGGACAUUUAUUGUACUUCUCUAAAUGCUAUCAAAUCUUUGAAGCCUAUGAACCAUAAUCGUUCGUAUGCUUCAGUUGUAGAGUUCGAUGGUGAGAUUUAUGUUUUUGGUGGUGGACAAGCUGGACCUGAUCCUGUUUGGUAUGACACAGUUGAAUCGUACAAUCCAAUUCUUGACAGCUGGACCUUGCGUCCCUCUCUGAACCAGAAGAAAGGAAGCUUAUCUGGCGCUGUUUUGGACGGGAAAAUAUUUGCUGUUGGUGGUGGCAACGGAGUCGAAUGCUUCUCAGAUGUUGAGAUGUUUGAUUCAGACAUUGGGCGGUGGAUCCCCACACGUUCAAUGCUAGAGAAGAGAUUUGCCCUUGCUGCCGUGGAACUUAACGGUGCAAUUUAUGCUACUGGUGGAUUUGAUGGGAAGAACUAUCUAAAUUCUGCCGAAAGAUUUGAUCCAAGGGAACAUUCUUGGUUUAGAAUAGCAAACAUGAAUACCAGACGGGGCUGUCACUCAAUGGCCACUCUAAAUGAAAAAUUGUAUGCAUUAGGUGGCUUUGAUGGAGUCACAAUGGUUCCAAGUGUUGAAGUAUUCGAUCCUCGUCUUGGAAAAUGGACGGUGGAGGAAACAACAAUGAAUCAUCCUAGGGGGUAUUUUGCUGCUGCAGUCGUCAAAGAUUCUAUCUAUGUGAUUGGUGGUGUUAAUGGUGAUGAAAAUAUUGUAGAUACUGUCGAGAGUUAUAUGGAAGGUCAAGGAUGGAAGGAAAUUUACACAUCAGAAAAUGUCAAAAGGUGUUUCAUAUCAGCCAUUGCCUGCAGUCAUGAGUGAUGCAAAGUUGUUCAGUGGUCGCGGAAAUGCUCCACCAUGCUAUUGCUUUUGUAAAGUCGUAGGAUCAAGAUACUUUUGCAUGAAUCUGAAUGCGUUAACAUUGCAUUGAUUUUUGGUUUACAGCGCCAUUGCAGUUGGUUUCGUAGAGCAACUGCUACUUUUUGUUAAGGCGUUUGUGUGUUUGAUAUGAAGUUGUGCAUAUUAUUGCUGAAUGUAGGGUGGCCCUGAGGGUGUGUCCCCGACAAGGGUCCCAUUUUUUCGGAGGCCGCAUAUACAAUUAACAGACCCAGUCAUAUUCUAUAUAGAAAAAUCAGACUCAUUCAAAUGUGCCGAUUCACUUGUCUCACUCAAAUUUGAUAACGAUAAAAAUAUUUCA
Molecule: messenger RNA, 3037 nt
Organism: Medicago truncatula (barrel medic)
Lineage: Eukaryota; Viridiplantae; Streptophyta; Magnoliopsida; Fabales; Fabaceae
Product: kelch-like protein 8
Exons: 12
Coding region: 391-2661 (756 amino acids)
Biological process (GO): response to endoplasmic reticulum stress
Molecular function (GO): protein binding
Source: RefSeq, a predicted model, not a curated record